CCCAUAACGCCCAAGUAGAAAACGGCGGAACUUACUAGAGGCCGGUUUGAAAAGCGUUUGACCGCCAUUAGUGUAAAAAAAAUAGGCGUGUGGAGCCGGCUUUAGUUAAAUUCGACCUACUUCUGGUGUCAGGAGAUGGCUUCUGAGGAUAUCUCUCAGCUGGUGGAUGCCCUUGCAAAGACUCAAGUGGGCGGGGGAGAGCUAAGUUUCAAAGGCCGCGCCCUGAAGCUCGACACUGCUGAGGCUGCUGCUGAGAUUAUUGAAGAGAUUGAGGGCUUUGAACACCUGCAGGCACUACGCCUGGAAGGCAACACAAUUGGUGUGGAAGCUGCUAAAGCCAUCGCCAGGAGUUUGUCUAAUAAAAAGGAUUUGCAGAAAUGCUACUGGAGCGACAUGUUCACUGGCCGAUUGCGGUCAGAGAUUCCUCCUGCUCUGAUAUCUUUGGGUGAUGCACUGAUGAGUGCAGGAGCUCAGCUGACACAUUUGGAUCUAAGCGACAAUGCAUUUGGACCAGAUGGAGUUCGGAGCAUUGAAACCUUAUUGAAGAGUAAAGUGUGUUACACAUUGCAAGAGCUGCGACUGAAUAACUGUGGCAUGGGAAUCGGUGGUGGCCAGAUUCUUGCUGCAGCACUUAGUGAAUGCCACAGAGUAUCAAGUGCGCUGGGAAAGCCAAUGGCACUGAAAGUUUUCAUUGCUGGAAGGAAUCGUCUGGAGAAUGAAGGUGCCAUUGCACUGGCUGAUGCUUUUAAGUCCAUAGGAACCCUGGAGGAGGUACAAAUGACACAGAAUGGAAUAAACCAUCCAGGCAUUACAGCUUUGGCGAGGGCAUUCACAGAAAACCCGCACCUGAGGGUCAUAAACCUUAAUGAUAACACCUUCACUGAGAAAGGAGCCAUUGCUAUGGCUGAGACACUCAAGACGCUUCAUGAAAUUGAAAUCAUAAAUUUUGGAGAUUGUCUGGUACGAUCAGAAGGAGCUCGAGCUAUUGCUAAAGCAGUAAAAUCUGGGUUGCAGAAUCUCAAGGAACUAAACCUUUCGUUUGGAGAGAUCCGGAAGGAUGCUGCAAUCACAGUGGCUGAAGCUGUGGAAGAUAAAUCCUUGCUGGAGAAACUGGAUCUAAAUGGAAACUGUCUUGGAGAGGAAGGCUGUGAACAAUUGAAGGAGGUUGUGGAGAGCUUCAACAAGCAGGAUGUGCUGGGCUCUCUCAGUGAUGAUGAAAGUGAUGGGGAUGAUGAUGAAGAUGAUGAUGAGGAGGAUGAUGAUGAUGAGGACCUAGAGGAUGAAGAGGAAGAUGAAGAUGAAGAAGCAGAAGGAGGAAAAGGAGGAGGAAGAGAAGAAGAGCGGGAGCAAGAGAAAGCAUUACCAGAUGACCAAUUAAUAGUUGAACCGUCUGUAAAAACAAUCCCAACUGGUCCGGCAUCAGAAGCUGCCACGUUCUUGUCUUCUCCUUCUCCAGACAAACUCCUUAAGCUGGGAUCUAAACGGUCACUUCUGAUUCAGCAGCAGACCGAUCUAUCAAACGCGGAAAAAGUUGUCCAGACAUUUCUGAAGGUGGCUGCAGUCUACAAGGAAGACCAGGAAACUAAAGCAGCAGUAAUAGAGACUGCAGAUGAAUUGUUGCAGAAAGCAUUCAAGGCUCCUGGAUUUCAGUUAGAUGUGUUCAUUACUACCCUCUUGGUCUAUAUGGGACUUCUGAAGAGUGAAGAGAAGAUUAAAGUGAUCAGUAACCUAAUUGGGCCAUUGACAGUUCUCAAACAAGUGAUUCAGAAGAGCUACUUUCCACGCUCUGUGAUUCCCAUCCUCAGUGCGUUCCUUACUAAGCAGAAUCGUGCUUUUGACUCCUGCCAAAAUGCCAAAUACACUUUGUUGGAGACUAUGAACAAUCUUUAACACCAUCCCUGUGAUGUGGGAGCUGGUGCAACAAGAAAAGGACACGGGGCUGUAGGGAUUGUCCAUGCAUUAAUGAGAAGCCGCUGCAGAAUUGCCUUUCGGGCUGCACAGUGCCGAACGCUUCACUUUCUUCAUGCUACAGACUGGAUCCUUUGCUUCAGGUCAACUCACACUCCUGGCCUCUUGACAGUUUGCAGUCAGCUGUGGCCAGAGGUAUCACCAGAUUCUUCUCAACUGCUUACAACUGAAAGCAAAAUUGGAGCCAGAUUUUGAUGACUGCAAUUUAAAAAAAAAAGGAUUUACAGGCUGUUGAUGACUCAUCUUGUGUAGUCUUAGCCUAUUCUGGUGGGAGGGAGAGAGUGGAGAAUAGCCAAAUUUCCAUGGCUGUGAACAACUGAGUGACGUGUGCUUUAGCUUAAAUUGCAGCCCUUUUAUUCAGACUCGUAGUGCUUUCUAAAAUUAAGUGGGCAUUUUCACAUCAUGUAUCUUCCUCGUGUCUGAGCCAGCUGAUCUGGAAAGAGAGAGAGAGACAAACAUAUUGGAAAAUCUACAGGCUGAUACCUCAAAUUUCUGAAAUAUAUUGAUGGUGUCAUCUGCUAACUUGUGUACAGACCUCAAAGUAAAUGGGUUUAUAAAGUUCUUCCAAAUUUGUAUAGCUGUUCAUGCCAAUAUAGUUUAUAGUGCAAAACAGUUUAUUUACUUAUUCCUACCCCAAACAGAUGGCUACUGGAAAGGGCUUGUUGGCUACUGCAGGGUCACCUAUCCUUCUCCACCUUGCUGUCCAACAAAGGAUUCCUUGUGUGGAGAAUUAUGCAGCCUUUGGCCUGUGUUGUUACUGUUAUUUCCAUCUUGGUUUGUUUGCUUUCUUCCAAUACCCCAACCCCUCCCCGCAAAACAAAAAAAUGGGGAAAAGAAUUUAAUACCAAUAGCCCCCCCCCCCCCCCACCAUGGGCUAGUUGGUCACCCACAUCACUCUGAGCAGUACAGAUCAAAGUAUCAUCAUUCCCACCGCACCCCCCCCCCUCCUGAUUUCUCCUGUGGAUCCUGGUGGAAUAUGUACUUGAAGAUCCAAUGAGGGCAGAAUCAAGAUCAUUUAUAAUGUUGUCUGUCAUUGAAUAACAGUACUAGUGUCUAACUUUACCCAAGAAUGGCCAUUUAGGUGAGGAAUGAGAAUCUGUGGACUCUUGUGGAACCAUAUUCUCCCAAGAAUAGCUACCUUCUGGAGAGCAGGGAAGAAUAGAGAUACAAUUAAGGUAAGAGAAAAGCAAGAGCCACAGGCUUCUUAUUCUAAUCUAACAUAUUCUAGCACAUCUUUUGCAAGAGGAGAUGCUUUAAUCCUUCAAAAUGCAAGGGAAAAAAUAGACCUUGUGAACUGAACGUCAUCAUGCCUAGUGAUCAGAGACAAUUUGAGAACAGCUAUGAUAAAGCUCACUGCCAUUAACAUAGAAGAAGAUGGGGAUUGAAUCUUACCCAGAUUUCGAAGAAAUGUAUGAAUACUGCUUCAUGCGAUACAUUUGGGUUGUGCAAAUAGUAAAAUACUGGGCAAUGAAGCUACCAAUCUGUGUUCUCUUCCUGCAUACAGACACGUGCUAGUAAAGAUUGAGAUCCAAAUAUCCAUUGUUUCCAGAAGAACUAUUGCAGUUGAGCUCUUUUGUAAUGUAGACCUUAUUGAUGCAAAAUUGGAUGGUGUUUGGAAAUUUCCAAAGACUCCAAUUAGGAGUCAUAACAGCAGCUUGGGAAGAUCAGGGGCUUUUAUAUGGGUAUUGCAUUAGGAGAGCAGAAUUUUCAUUGACACUUAACACCUCUCACCUCUUUAACUUGAUUUGAACAGUAACGUGGCGUGCAUGUUCAUCUCAGUCAGCUGCAUAGAUAAGGUUUUCAUCUCCUUUGCAUUAUGGUUUGCACUGUGUGCAUGUAGGCAUAUUAUCAGUAUGAAUGGAAAUAAAAGAUGAGAAUGUUGAACUGCAGUGGAGCUUUCAGAGGGCAGCAGGUCAUUCGUGGGCCUGUUUAGUCUUCUACCUAUUAGAUUUAUUUUAGAAUGCAGAAACUCUCAGGUCCUGCUGCAAGCAUAGUUUUGGGAUUGGUAGAGGGGGAGAUGCUUGCAUUUUGUGAGUAUUUUAUUCCAUUUCCUUUUCCCCGUGGCCUGCUUGCAUCAUGCACUAUCUGCAGCUUCAAAGAUAGGCAGCCAACUCCCACGCUAGCUCCAGUGCUACUCCUAAAUCAUAGUUUAUGGCUGCUCUGGGUAGAGCAUUGAGUUGAUCCCCAUUGACUUCAUAAUCUGGGUCGCUUAUUGCGUGCAAUACUGAAGGAGUGCUGUGUUAUCAGGUGCAGUUAUUCACAUGUUGCAUUAAGCUGAGGGCUUGCCAAUCUAUUCAGACGGAUGUUAAUGAUCCCAUGGUUCUAAUUGAAGAAGAACAGGGAAUUAUCCUAGUGUUUUGACCAACAUUAUUCCCUUAACUGAUACCAUCAAAAGCAGAUUAACUGGCUAUUUGUCUGACAUUUUAAGGAAUGUAACUGGUAUAGAAUGGCUGCCAUGUCACUGCUUCAAAAAAUUUUGUAUGUGAACUACUUUAAGAUGUUUUGAUGGUGAUAAAGAUGCUAUGUUAAUGCAAGUAUUUCUUCAUCAUUUUCUGAUUAUACUGAUCCAGCUGCUGAGUUUUUUGUAUAAUUUGCUAGGUUAGAGAAAGUCCAAUGGCAGUCCACUGUAAAAUGCUUGGUUGUAAUAUUCCUGUGUAAACAUUUCAUCCAGCGAUUUUACAAAAUGUUUGCAUAUUAUAUCAAGGAUGUAGAAGCACUUGAGAAAGCGUAAAAAACAUUGAGCUGAGAUUAUAACUCCUGAAUGAC
Molecule: messenger RNA, 4734 nt
Organism: Carcharodon carcharias (great white shark)
Lineage: Eukaryota; Metazoa; Chordata; Chondrichthyes; Lamniformes; Lamnidae
Gene: rangap1b
Product: Ran GTPase activating protein 1b
Exons: 16
Coding region: 136-1890 (584 amino acids)
Biological process (GO): nucleocytoplasmic transport; activation of GTPase activity; signal transduction
Cellular component (GO): perinuclear region of cytoplasm; cytosol; nucleus
Molecular function (GO): small GTPase binding; GTPase activator activity
Source: RefSeq, a predicted model, not a curated record